AUGGCGGUGCACCGCCAAGCUGCUACCACUUACCAGUGGGACCUGCAGGAGCCGGAUGUCAGCUACUACCAGCGGAAGUCAGCCUUGAGCACAGUCCUGCACCCGCCCUGGGGGCAGCAGAGGAGUGGACACAAUGCUCAAAGUAAGGCCCAGAGGAGAAAGCCUAAUGGGGUGGAGUUUGUACUGUUCACGCCAGGUUCCCAGCACUUCUUCCUAACUCCUCUGACAGCGGCCUGUGAGAAAAGUGUGGCUAGUCUGCCAGAAGCCGCAUCAGUGGCCUCUGUGCUGUCCUACGAGAACUUGGUCCGUGCCGUGGCAGGAGCCGUGGGAAGUGUGACUGCACUGACAGUGUUUCUCCCCUUGGAUACAGCUAGACUUCAGCUUCAGGUUGAUGAGAAAAGAAAGUCCAAAACUACACACAUGGUGCUGCUGGAGAUCAUUAAAGAGGAAGGCCUCCUGGCACCAAACCGAGGGUGGUUUCCAGUUAUUUCCAGUCUCCGCUGCUCCAAUUUUGUCUAUUUCUACCCUUUUAAUAGCCUCAAAGCAGUCUGGGUCAAAGGUCAACAUUCUACUACUAGAAAAGAUCUGGUAGUUGGAUUUGUGGCAGGAGUGGCGAAUGUGUUGCUAACAACUCCGUUGUGGGUGGUAAACACCAGACUGAAGCUGCAAGGGGCAAAAUUUCGGAAUGAAGACAUUGUACCAAACAACUACAGAGGCAUUGUUGAUGCUUUUCACCAGAUCAUUCGAGAUGAAGGUGUCUCGGCUUUGUGGAAUGGCAUAUGUCCCUCGUUGCUGUUGGUCUUCAAUCCCGCCAUCCAGUUCAUGUUCUAUGAAGGUUUAAAAUGGCAGCUUUUAAAGAAACGGAUGCAGCGUUCUUCUUUGGGUGUGGUCAUCAUUGGUGCAACAGCCACAGCAGUUGCCACCACGGCCACCUAUCCCUUGCAGACAGUACAGUCAAUUCUGAGAUUUGGAUGUCACAGACUAAACCCAGAAAACAGAACGCUGGGGAGUCUGCGGAAUGUCCUCUAUCUUCUUCAUGAGCGAGUCAAGCGUUUUGGAAUACUGGGAUGCUACAAAGGCCUUGAAGCCAAACUGCUGCAGACAGUCCUCACCGCCGCGCUCAUGUUCCUUAUUUACGAGAAGCUCACGGCUGCUACCUUCACCGUCAUGCGGCUGAAGCGUGCGGCCCACAAGCACUGAGCCGGCCUGGGACAGAGCAGAGCCUCUGGAGACGGCCCCUUCGGAGUGCGGAGGGGCGAUGCUCCUCCUCAUCAGCUCCUUCGCCUGCGCGGUACCCUCAGUGGCUGGGAAGGCCUGGAGGGGAAUCGGGGAGCCGAAACGGUGUGAUAGCUGCUCGGAUUUGGCCAGACCUUUCCGCCUGAAGUUUUUCUUAACAGUUAUGCUCGUUCCCCAGACUUUCUCCUAGGUUCUAGAACAAGUUCAAGAAUGUGUAACUCUCCUCAGAUACUUUGCAGAUGUCUUGGUCUUGGUAUUUUCCUCACUGAAAGUGACAUUUUGCUGGUGCCAUGGGCAUGACUUCAUUUUUGUUGGGCUUUUCUUUUCCUGCUUAAGGAGAGUUAAAUGAACUAUUUUGUGGAGAAAAUGAAUAUUAAUCCCAAGUGAUUCGCUUAUGAACUAUUUGUAGACAAUACUUAUGCGUUAGUGUUUGAUAGUUUUUAAAAAUAUUUAUUUUGAAUCAGCUUUAUUAAUAGAAAGGCGGAAGUUUUAUGUCCAUCCGUAUACAACUCAAGUCAACAUACCCAAACUUACUUUGCUCAAAUAAAUUGUCAGCACAAA
This is a messenger RNA of Octodon degus (degu), 1797 nucleotides long. Its product is annotated as peroxisomal membrane protein PMP34-like. Gene Ontology annotation, molecular function: AMP transmembrane transporter activity; ADP transmembrane transporter activity; FMN transmembrane transporter activity. The coding region runs from base 1 to 1200 and encodes 399 amino acids. Gene Ontology annotation, cellular component: peroxisomal membrane. The transcript is spliced from 4 exons. The record is from RefSeq and is a predicted model, not a curated record. Gene Ontology annotation, biological process: transmembrane transport. NCBI's taxonomy places the organism in Eukaryota, Metazoa, Chordata, Mammalia, Rodentia, Octodontidae.